CCCCCCCUGGCCGCGCCCGCCCCCCGCGAGCAUGGGCGCCCACCCGCGCGCUGCCGUGGUCGCGGGGCUCCCGCCGCCCCGAGCGCUGCCGCUGCCUCUGCUCCUGCUCCUGCUGCUAUCGCCGCCAGUGGCCAUCGCCUCCGAGGCUGAGCACCGUCUGUUUGAGAGGCUGUUCGAAGAUUACAACGAGAUCAUCCGACCUGUAGCCAAUGUGUCUGACCCCGUCAUCAUCCAGUUUGAGGUGUCCAUGUCUCAGCUGGUGAAGGUGGACGAAGUAAACCAGAUCAUGGAGACCAACCUGUGGCUCAAACAAAUUUGGAAUGACUACAAACUGAAGUGGGACCCCUCUGAGUAUGAUGGGGCGGAGUUCAUGCGUGUCCCUGCACAGAAGAUCUGGAAGCCGGACAUUGUGCUGUAUAACAAUGCUGUUGGGGACUUCCAGGUGGACGACAAGACCAAAGCUUUACUCAAGUACACAGGGGAGGUGACUUGGAUGCCCCCCGCCAUCUUUAAGAGCUCGUGCAAAAUCGACGUGACCUACUUUCCAUUUGAUUACCAGAACUGCACCAUGAAGUUCGGCUCCUGGUCCUACGACAAGGCAAAAAUCGACCUGGUCUUGAUCGGCUCUUCCAUGAACCUCAAGGAGUACUGGGAGAGCGGCGAGUGGGCAGUCAUCAAAGCCCCGGGCUACAAGCACGACAUCAAGUACAACUGCUGUGAGGAGAUCUACCCCGACAUCACGUACUCGCUCUACAUCCGACGCCUGCCCCUCUUCUACACCAUCAACCUCAUCAUCCCCUGCCUGCUCAUCUCCUUCCUGACCGUGCUGGUCUUCUACCUGCCUUCCGACUGCGGCGAGAAGGUGACCCUCUGCAUCUCGGUCCUCCUCUCGCUGACCGUGUUUCUCCUGGUCAUCACCGAGACAAUCCCUUCCACCUCGCUGGUGAUUCCCCUCAUUGGCGAGUACCUCCUGUUCACCAUGAUUUUCGUGACCCUGUCCAUCGUCAUCACCGUCUUCGUGCUCAACGUGCACUACAGAACCCCGACCACGCACACCAUGCCCGCAUGGGUGAAGACCGUUUUUCUGCACGUGCUUCCCAGGGUCAUGUUCAUGACCAGGCCCGCGAGCAGCGAAGGCCACACCCAGAAGCCAAGGCCCUCCUACAGUGCUGAGCUCUCAAAUCUGAACUGCUUCAGCCGCACGGAGUCCAGAAGCUGCAAGGAAGGCUGUCCCUGCCAGGACGGGAUGUGUGGCCACUGCCACCACCGCAGAAUAAAAAUCUCAAACUUCAGUGCCAACCUCCCGAGAAGCUCCAGUUCUGAGUCUGUCAACGCUGUGCUGUCCCUAUCUGCUCUGUCACCGGAAAUCAAAGACGCCAUCCAGAGUGUCAAGUAUAUUGCCGAAAACAUGAAAGCACAAAAUGAAGCCAAAGAGAUUCAAGAUGAUUGGAAGUAUGUCGCCAUGGUUAUUGAUCGAAUUUUUCUGUGGGUUUUCAUCCUGGUGUGCAUUCUAGGGACAGCAGGAUUGUUUCUGCAACCUUUGAUGGCAAGGGAUGACGCUUAAGCACCAAACUGUGUUUGCCAGAGGCUUCCUGGCAUGCAGAGGGGGACUCGUUUGUUUUUAUUGUGUAAAAUACACUUGGCCAUAAAAUGUACCAUCUUCACCAUGUUCAGGCCCACAGCUCGGUGGUGGUAAAUAGUCAUCGUUGUGCAGCUGCCACCGCCAUCUCCAGGACUCUUCGUCUUGUAAGACCGCAUCUCCGCACCCACUGAACACUAACUCCCUGUCCCCUCUCCCCCUGAAACCCACAUUAUACUGUUUUGACUACUUUAAGUACCUCAUAUAAGCAGAAGUGCACACUAUUUGUCUUUCUGUGAUCGGCCAGUUUCAUUCAGCAUCAUGUCCUCGGGGCUCACCCAUGUUGGAGCAGGCGUCAGAAUCUCCUUUCUUUUUAGGGCUCAGCCGUGUUCCAUUGCACGUCUAUUCAUGUUGCUUAUCCGCUCAUCUGGCAGGGGACACUGGGGCGGCCCCCACGUUUUGGCUGUUACAGAUACGUGUGCGCCCAUGUUCACAGCAACAUUAUCUGUUUGAGACCCUGCUCUCGAUUCAUUAGGAUCUAUGCCCAGAGGCGGAAUUGUUGGGUCCUGUAGUAAUUCUAUUUUCAACUUUCUGAGGAACAACCGUACUGUUUUCCAGGAUGGCUGCACCAGUUUGCAUUCCCACAGGGGCUCCAAUUCUUGGCAUCCUCAUCAACAUUUGUAUUGUUUUUUUUUUUUAUAAUAGUCAUCCUAACGGGUGUGAGGUGGUAUCUCAUUGUGGUUUUGAUGUGCAUUUAUGUAACGAUUAGUGAUGCGAA
This is a messenger RNA of Herpailurus yagouaroundi (jaguarundi), 2357 nucleotides long. RefSeq names its product cholinergic receptor nicotinic alpha 3 subunit (gene CHRNA3). Gene Ontology annotation, molecular function: acetylcholine-gated monoatomic cation-selective channel activity; transmembrane signaling receptor activity. The transcript has 6 exons. Gene Ontology annotation, biological process: monoatomic ion transmembrane transport. The record is from RefSeq and is a predicted model, not a curated record. Gene Ontology annotation, cellular component: postsynaptic membrane. NCBI's taxonomy places the organism in Eukaryota, Metazoa, Chordata, Mammalia, Carnivora, Felidae. The coding region runs from base 32 to 1564 and encodes 510 amino acids.